CUUCGCCUCAUUAUGAAGAUAGGAUAGGAUCCUCUCGGAAGGUACUUUGGGCGAGAGCUCCCAGCAUCCCCCAGAUUACGUGCUUCACCGUAGCUAGGAGCUCCCUUAUCAGCCAGGCAUCAAUACCGUACCUACACCUACUCGGGCGUAUCUCCGGGAGGAGCCUGGUUUCCUAGCCGCAUACCGCCAAAUCCAAUACCCCAGAGUCUUGCCCACCGCGCUAACCGUCCGAGCGGAUCGACAGAGGUGUGUCAUCGGUCACCUGCUGUAAAAUUACCGUAACCCGGUUGCAUCAUCCUCAGCUGCCCUUGCCUGUGCUCCCUGGCCGUCCUCUCUUAUCCUUCUUCAACUCCAUCCUUCCCCCCGUCCUUCGAUCUUUCUCUUUCAUCUCUCCUUCCUCCAGCUUCAUCGACCCUACAUUAUUUCCAUCCCUUUCUCCAUCCUUUGUGAAUCCUAGACCCUGUCCUUCCACCUGCCCAUCAUGAAAGGCUUCCUGAGCCUUUCCCUCCUUCCGUUGCUGACGGCGGCCUCGCCCGUUGCCGUCGACUCCAUCCACAACGACGCUGCCCCUAUCCUGUCCUCAAGCAAUGCGCAGGAGGUCCCCGACUCCUACAUCGUCGUUUUCAAGAAGCAUGUCGACUCUGCCUCGGCCUCUGCUCACCACAGCUGGGUGCAGGACAUCCACGAGUCCCAGGUCGAGCGGAUUGACCUGAAGAAGCGGUCGCUCUUUGGCCUCGGAGAUGAGCUCUACCUGGGUCUCAAGAACACUUUUGACAUUGCUGGCUCCCUGGUGGGCUACUCUGGUCACUUCCACGAGGAUGUUAUCGAGCAGGUCCGGAGACAUCCCGACGUCGAGUACAUCGAGAAGGACUCCGAGGUCUUCACCAUGAGUGAGGAGCCCGAGACUGAGAAGAACGCCCCCUGGGGUUUGGCCCGUAUCUCUCACCGUGAAUCCCUCUCCUUUGGCACGUUCAACAAAUACUUGUAUGCGUCGGAGGGCGGUGAAGGUGUCGAUGCUUACACCAUUGACACUGGUAUCAAUGUCGACCACGUUGACUUCGAGGGCCGGGCCACUUGGGGCAAGACCAUCCCUACCAACGACGAGGACGCCGAUGGUAACGGCCACGGCACUCACUGCUCUGGAACCAUCGCCGGCAAGAAGUACGGUGUUGCCAAGAAGGCCAACCUCUUCGCCGUCAAGGUCCUGAGAUCCAGCGGGUCUGGUACCAUGUCCGACGUUGUCCAGGGUGUCGAAUGGGCUGUUCAGUCCCACCUCAAGCGGGCCAAGGAGGCCAAGGACGGUAAGGUCAAGGGCUUCAAGGGCAGCGUUGCCAACAUGAGCCUUGGUGGUGGAAAGUCGAAGACUCUCGAGGAUGCCGUCAACGCUGGUGUUGAGGCUGGUUUGCACUUCGCCGUUGCCGCUGGCAAUGACAAUGCUGACGCCUGCAACUACUCCCCGGCUGCCGCCGAGAAUGCCGUGACUGUUGCCGCCUCGACGCUCCAGGAUGAACGUGCCUACUUCUCCAACUACGGAAAGUGCACUGACAUCUUUGCUCCCGGUCUUAACAUUCUCUCCACCUGGAUUGGCAGCAACCACGCCGUCAACACCAUUUCCGGCACUUCGAUGGCCUCGCCCCACAUCGCGGGUCUUCUGGCCUACUUCGUCUCUCUCCAGCCUUCCAAGGACUCUGCCUUCGCUGUUGACGAGCUCACCCCUGCCAAGCUCAAGAAGGACAUCAUCUCCAUCGCCACCGAGGGCACUCUUACCGAUGUUCCCUCCGACACCCCCAACCUCCUUGCCUGGAACGGCGGUGGCUCUUCCAACUACUCCAAGAUCGUUGCCGAUGGUGGCCACAAGGCCUCCAGCGUCAAGGACCGCUUUGACGGCCUGGUCGACAAGGCCGAAAAGCUUCUCAGCGAAGAGCUCGGUGCUAUCUACAGUGAGAUCCAGGAUGCAGUUGUUGCUUAGAUUUGGAGAUAAUCUCUACAACGGGCAUAGUCUCGCCCAUGAUAAGGCAAAGGAAUUGGUUGAUCGAAUACACUGGCGCUGGUCCUUUUUGAAUUGUUUUUGUGUUAUCUGUCUGAAUUCUGGAGGUGCCCGAUGCAUUGACUGCAUUGGUUGUGUCAUCCUAACCAUUGAUCACCCACCUACCUACCGCUCUCUGUUUUUUUUU
Molecule: messenger RNA, 2174 nt
Organism: Aspergillus steynii IBT 23096
Lineage: Eukaryota; Fungi; Ascomycota; Eurotiomycetes; Eurotiales; Aspergillaceae
Product: S8 family peptidase
Exons: 3
Coding region: 482-1969 (495 amino acids)
Biological process (GO): proteolysis
Molecular function (GO): serine-type endopeptidase activity
Source: RefSeq, a predicted model, not a curated record